GGAGAGGCGUGUCCACACACUGACUACUUUCGAUCUCUACUGUAGAAAUGAAUGUUAGCCUACUAAUAAAUAUUCGUGACUAGCUUGAUAUCUUCACCGUGAACACUGUCGACUUCACAGAAGAGGACAACUUAAGACAGCUCUCUACAACACGUCAUAGACACUUAUGAGACACCAUGGACCAAGACUCAGAGCGUGCUCGGUUUGUGGACGACCACUUUGAUGAUCUUGUCCAGAGAGUACAGAUGGUGAUGAAGAUAGCGGAUGAGCUGAAGGCCCGUGGCAUGCUGCAAUAUGAGCCGUACUGUAAGAUCAAAGCAGAAAAAACUAACCAGGAGAAAAUGAGAGAGUUAUAUGAAGUGUUGAACUCUGGAGGAGACGAGGUUAAAUCUGCCUUUUAUUCUUGCCUGGAAAAGAAUGAGCCACUUCUGUUAAGAGACUUGGAAUCCACAGGGCAUCACACAUGCUUUAUAAGAGCACAUCCCGCAGAAAUCAGCACAGUGAUUGACAAAUAUAAGAAGCGGAUCUGCAGCGAGUAUCGGUUUGUGACUGAGUAUAACUCACUGCCUGGUGAACGUGUGCUGAUGUCUGAGCGUUUCACACAACCUCUGAUCCUUCAGAAAAAUAGAGAUCGAAUAGAGCGAGAAGAAGAGAUCCGCUCCAGUGGAGAGCACUUCCAGCAGGUCCUCGGCUCCAGGAGCAGUGGAGGCUCUCUCCAUCUCAACUCUCUGUUUGACCCAGAUGACCACGGGAUCAGUCCCAGUUCUGUGAUACUGCAGGGAAACUCUGGAAACGGGAAAUCUUUCACUGUGCAGAAGAUCAUGAUGGACUGGGCAUCUGGUGACCUCUACAAAGAGCGGUUUGAUAUUGUGUUCCACUUAAAGUGUAAAGAAAUAAAUCGCAUUCCUGGCGAGAAGAGUUUGGUGGAGAUCUUGAGCUGCAGUUGUAGUUUAACAUCACCUGAGAUCUCACAGAUUUUACAGCAGUCGCCAGAGAAGGUGCUUGUGGUCAUUGAUGGAUUUGAUGAGCUGAAACUCCCACAGGACAUUAAUAAUGACACGUCAGCACACACUGAUCUGCUUCAGAAAGCCCGACCUGUGGACACUCUUUGUGCCCUGCUGAGGCGUCGAAUCCUGCCAGAGUCUUUCCUGCUGGUCUCCUCCAGAUCUACAGCUACGGACACACUCAGUAAACUGCUCAACGGACCUCAGCGUUUCUCUGAGAUUGUGGGAUUUUCAGAAAAGGGGGUGGAGGAGUACUUCCAGAAGUUUUUUCGAAAUGAGGAACGUUUCAGGAAGGCUUAUACAUAUGUGAAGGGAAAUGAAACCCUCAUCACUGCCUGCUCAAUCCCUGUCGUCUGCUGGAUCAUCUGCACAACUAUCCAGGAGCGAUUCAAAGAUGGAGCAGAUAAGACAAGCGGACUGGAAACCACCACCUCCAUCUACGUGGACUUUGUGUGCACUCUUCUGGAGCAUCACUGCCAGGGUUUGAGUCAGUCCGUCCCGACCCUGCUGAGGAGUCUGGGUCAGCUGGCAGAGAGAGGGAUGCAGGAACGGCAAGUCCUGCUGGAUGAGGAAAGUGUGAAUGAAACCAUUUCAGACCCGGCUGGAAAUCCAUUCUUGUGCAAGUUCCUGUUUAAGAGACGAAUCCACCAGGAGACGAUGUUCAGUUUCAUGCAUCUCAGCUUUCAGGAGUUCUUCACUGCUCUGUACUAUGUCUUUCUGGAUGAAGAAAAACCCCUGGGGAAACGUUUAAUGGAUGAGUUCUCAAAACCACGUUUUUCAGCUGUGGUGCAAUUUGCAUUUGGUUUGUUAAAUAAAGAUGUGAGAUCCACACUUAAAGAACAUGGUCUGUUAAUUCGUCCAAAAACACAAGAUCAUCUGAAAGAAUGGAUUCUGGAAAAUGUUAAAGAUUUUUUCUUGUAUCUGGGAGAAGAAUUUAUUCUUCACUGUCUCUAUGAACUUCAUGAAGAAGACUUUGUGAAAGAAGUAAUGGGAAUCUGGAAAUGGAUUGAUCUAGAUGAAUUCCUCAGUAGAGCAGACUUCUGUGCCCUGCUGUACUGCUGUCAGUGCUGUCAGAGAAUUGAAGACAUCUCUUUGUAUUUAACAUCGGAAGAUCUGUCUAUGAUUUUGCCUGAACUUCACAAGUUUAAAGAAGCAAGCUUGUCUAUAAAAGAUCCAUCAGACUCUGAUCUCACUGAACUGAUCAACACUCUCACGAGAGGACGGAUCCUGAGCUCACAGCGUGUUCGUGAAAGAAAUCUCCAAUCACGUCAAGACAUCUCACUUCUGUCAAUCAACAAAGAGCCGUCCAGUAUCUGGAUAAAGUUUGAUCUGUUUGACCAUCCGGAUAUGCUAUCAUUCAGUCUCACCUUUCCACUCUCAUCAAUCAACAUCGACUGGACCAAACUUUAUCAGAUAAUUCACCAAAGUGAUUUCAAUGCAUUCCUGUCUGCUCUUCAUUCCUUCUCUAACCUGGAGAAGAUGAAAAUGAGGGUGGAUUCUCUAACUAAGGAGUUUUCUGUUCAGAUCCUCCAGAUGAUCCAGAACUGCCCCAGUCUAACCAAACUCAAGGUAAAGGCUCGCUUAUUACAGAAGGAUGCAAUCGAGAUCUUGAAGAGCUCAAACACAAGACCAGGUUGUGUGAUGACAUUUAGCGGUCGGACUAUCCGUGACGGUGACUGCGGCCACAUCGUGGAGAUUCUUCUGAAUGACCAGGGCUUUUCCAUGACGCAAACGCCCUGGGUUGGUAUUAAUGUUACAGAUUUGGAGCGCAGGUUCGAGAAAUUAAAAUCAGCAUUGAGCUGUGGAUGGAAAUAAAGACACCAAACAACUCUAAACUCAUUUACAUGCAUUGUAAUCAUAAUAGUUUCAAUUUGUAUACAGUGUGUCGAUUUGUUUCUAUCAUGUUUUUCCAGCAGCUUUACAGAGUUUUACGAUGUUGAUGUUUUGUCCAAAUGUAAUACUUUAGGGCAGAAUGAUUUUUUAGAGUGUAUGGUUUAUUUGCAUUUUAGAUGUGCUUCAUAUUGAUCAUGUGACACUGAUUGUAUAAAAUUAAAUUGUAUAAAGUUGUUUGGCUUGUUAAUUUAUGCUAUGAUUAUAAAUUUGUAAAGUUUUGUAAAAUUUAUAACAUUUUAGUGCAAUGUUCCCUCUAAUUGUUUUUUUUUUUUUGCUGAGCAAAACUUUUUUCUAUUGCGUGGACAUUUUUACCACCUGAGCAAAAAUAUUCUUUAUACCUGACCUGUUCCUAUACCUGUACAGCAUACGUAGAAACACAAUGGUGUCAACAUUCAGUUGUAACUUUUAACUUGAAUAUGCCAUUUCUAUUUUAUUUGACUUAUAUUUGUGAAAAACAAGCAGUUAAUUAAGAAGUCACUAUAAAUGAAGCACAUUUUAGGUUAUCUGAUAUUUUGUUUCCAGCGCUGUUAACUGUACAGUCUUUACCAAGAAAUACUAUGAAAAAUAAUUAUUAAAAUCAAUGAAUUGUGUACAAGAAGCAUUAAACCAUCUAAGUUAAAUGAUUGUUUAUUGCUUAUGAAUUUCCAAUAUUUUCUUUAGCAGCAGGUUUCAAACAUUUUAAUGGCGAUGAGCCCUAAACAAUACCUUUGUGAGAUUCUUUAUUUAUGCUGAUAUUAUAAUAAAAUAUAGGACUAAUAUAAUAUAAAUUAAAAAGAACAAAUUGAAGAAUUUUUGACAUAUCAUAAAAAAGUGUUUGUUUGUU
Pimephales promelas (fathead minnow) is the source of this 3720-nucleotide messenger RNA. The record is from RefSeq and is a predicted model, not a curated record. NCBI's taxonomy places the organism in Eukaryota, Metazoa, Chordata, Actinopteri, Cypriniformes, Leuciscidae.